Molecule: messenger RNA, 183 nt
Organism: Anisakis simplex (herring worm)
Lineage: Eukaryota; Metazoa; Nematoda; Chromadorea; Rhabditida; Anisakidae
Source: the annotation of a GenBank genome assembly
CAUUCGGGUGAAAAUGGUCGAGAGAGUGGCUAUGGUACGGCACCAAGCAGGUUAUGGAACAGUCCACGACUGCACCACAGACAACGAGACUCAUCGAAUCGUGUCGAUAACCAAGGACAUCCGUUGCCGUUGGCUGUAUUUGCUCAGCAACCUCAAAGUAUUCAUACGAUGACCUAUGUGUGA